Amphibalanus amphitrite is the source of this 4527-nucleotide messenger RNA. RefSeq names its product indole-3-acetaldehyde oxidase-like. The record is from RefSeq and is a predicted model, not a curated record. NCBI's taxonomy places the organism in Eukaryota, Metazoa, Arthropoda, Thecostraca, Balanomorpha, Balanidae. Gene Ontology annotation, molecular function: FAD binding; oxidoreductase activity; 2 iron, 2 sulfur cluster binding. The transcript is spliced from 23 exons. Bases 180 to 4031 code for a protein of 1283 amino acids.
CGGCCCGCUGUAACUCAGUGCGGGCCCUGGAGCGACCGGGUCCGGUUCUCCGUGUACGGGUUAUCGGAGCGAAUAUACGGAGCGGCAGUCAGCUGGCGGCGACGAGAAGUCACCCCAGCGACUCGACGGUAGAGGGGAACGGUGUUCGGCUCGACGUGAUCGCCGUGAGUUGUGACGCCAUGGCGGCACCCAAGGGAAGGAUGGUGAGCUUCACCAUCGACGGACAACAACAUCAAGUGAGCGUGGGAGCCGCGUCGGACGGCUCGACGGCGCCGGUGACGGCGUCCACCUCGCUGGCCGACUACCUGCGCGACCAGUGCGGCCUGCGCGGCACCAAAGUCAUGUGCCGCGGAGGCAUGUGCGGCGCGUGCGUGGUGACGGCGCGCGUCACCGACCCGGCCACCGGUCAGACGGAGGUGCGCGCCGUCAACUCGUGUCUGGCGCCCGUGCACAACUGCCAGGGCUGGCAGAUCGAGACCGUGCAGGCCAUCGGCGACCGCAAGGCCGGCUACCACCCGGCCCAGUCGCGGCUGGCACAGAUGAACGGCACCCAGUGCGGCUACUGCAGCCCAGGAAUGGUCAUGUCCAUGUACAGUCUGCUGGAGUCUGGCGAGGCGGUGACCCCCCAGUCGGUCGAGCAACACCUGGACGGUAACUUGUGCCGCUGCACCGGCUACCGUCCCAUCCUGGACGCCUUUAAAACCUUCGUCCCGGAGGCCGACGAAAAGACUCAGCAGAUCAUCAAGGACAUCGAGGAUGUGGCUCCCUCGGGCUCCAAGGCGGGCUCGUGCGCCAAGAAGUGCUCGGGCGGCGGCGGCGGCGGCGGCUGUGUCGGCUGCCCGCGCACCGCUCGCCUGGCGUCUGACGGCGCCGAGAAGUGGUCCUACCCGACCAGCCUGGCUGAGCUGUGCGCCAUCAUCAAGGCCAACCCGGCCGACAAGACGCUCAAGCUGGUCCGAGGCAACACGGGAACAGGUGUUUACCACGACGCCGGCCAGCCGGACGGCUACGUCUCGUUGCUGAAGGUGCCCGAGCUGAGUCAGGUGACCCAGACCGCCUCCGCGCUGACGCUGGGCGCCGCCGUCUCCCUCUCCCGCGUCAUCGAGGAGUUCCAGAAGCUGUCCUCCACGGCCGGGUUCGGCCACUUCUCCGACAUGGCCUCCCACCUGCUGCUGGUGGCCAACACGCCCGUCCGAAACGCCGGCAGCUGGGCCGGCAACCUGAUGCUGAAGCAGACGCACGGCGACUUCCCGUCUGACGUGUUCCUGCUGCUGGCGGCCGCCGGCGGACGGCUCCAGAUCGCCGACGAGGACGCCGCCACUACGGAGAUCUCCGUCGAGCAGCUGCUCUCCGAGGACAUGGCCCGCAAGGUGAUCGUGUCAGUCACACUGCCCACCCUGGACGAGACCAAAUACGUCUUCAAGUCGUACAAGAUCACGCCCCGCGCCAUCAGUGCUCACGCCUAUGUGAACGCUGCCUUCGUGCUGCCGCUCGACGCCUCGUUCACCGUCGUCGAAAAGCCGACGCUGCUGUUCGGAGGGAUCAGUGCCGACUUUGUACACGCCGCCAACACAGAAGCGUUCCUGGAGGGACGUUCGCUGACCGAUGAGCAGACGGUGCAGGGCGCGCUGGCCGCUCUUCAGGCCGAGGUGGUACCGACCCCCGACCCGGCAGAGGCCGACCCGGCCUACCGACGCAGCCUGGCCUGCGCACUGCUGUACAAGGUGGUGCUCCGCGUGCUCGGUGACCAGGUGCCGGCCCCUCUGCGCUCCGGGGGAGAGGACCUCACCCACCCAGUCAGCUCGGGCACCCAGCAGUUCGACACCGACCAGACCCUGUGGCCCGUCAACAAGGCCGUGCCCAAGCUGGAGGCGCAGGCGCAGACCUCCGGCGAGGCCAAGUACACUGGCGACGAGCCGGCCGAGCCGGACGAACUGGUGGCCGUCUAUGUGCAGACCACGAUCGCCAACGGCCAGGUGGCCAGCGUGGACACGAGCGCCGCGCUGGCCGUGCCGGGCGUGGCCGGCUACGUGUCUGCCGCCGACAUCGCGGGCGUCAACAACAUCUGCAGCUACGGAGACACCGUCGAGGAGCUGUUCACCUCGGGCCAGGUGCUGUACUACGGCCAGGCGGUGGGUCUGAUCGUGGCCGACACGUACAGCGCCGCCCGUACCGCCGCCGGGCUCGUCAAGAUCACCUACACAGACGUGCAGCCGCCGGUACUCACCAUCAAGGACGCCCUGAAGAAGCAGGGCGGGUCGGCCACCGCCGCUCCUGCCGCAAAGACCACGACCAAACAGGGUGUGCGUCAGGUGAUCGGCGAGUUCAGCAUAGGCGGCCAGUACCACUUCACCAUGGAGACGCAGACGGUGCGCGCCGUGCCGAGGGACGACGACCAGCUGGACCUCUUCAGCGCCACCCAGGACAUGAGGGACGUCAACAAGGUCGUCUCCCAGAUCACCACUCUACCCAUGCACAAGAUCAACAUGUCGGUGCGCCGAUUGGGCGGCGGGUACGGUAGCAAGCUACAGCACCCGAGCCGCGUGGCCAGCGCCGCCGCAGUGGCCGCGCUGACCGUCAACAAACCCGUCCGGUUGGUGCUCGACAUCCGGACCAACAUGACACUGCUGGGCGGCCGGCUGCCCUACCUCAUCCAGUAUCAGGCGGAGGCCGAUGAAACCACCGGCAAGAUCUCCAGCCUGCAGAUCAAGUUCACGGCGGACGCGGGCGCGGUGGGGUACGCGGCUGACGACACGUCCUUGGCGCUGGACACGGUCACCAACGUGUACGAGGCCGAGGGCUGGCAGACGGAGGGGACUGCGGUGCUGACCAACACGGCCUCCAACACGUGGUGCCGCGCGCCAGGAACGGUGCAGGGCGUGUCCGGUAUCGAGUGUGUCAUGGACCACCUGGCUCACGAGCUGGGCAUGGACCCGUGGGCGCUGCGACAGGCCAAUUUCUUCGGGCCCGACACCAAGUUCAGGAAGGGCGGCAACCGCGCCACCGACUACGACGUCUUCAUGCAGAUGGUGACGGAGAUGUUCUCCGAGGCCGACAUCGACGCCAGGAAGGCCGAGAUCGCCCAGUUCAACCAGGACAACCGCUGGCGGAAGCGUGCUCUGUCGCUGGUGCCGGUCCGCUGGCCCAUUCUCCUGUUUGCCAGAUAUCCGACUAUAGUCUCCAUCUACAAAGACGACGGAACGGUGGCAGUGUCCACCGGCGGCGUCGAAAUGGGACAGGGACUCAACACCAAGGUGGCCCAGGUGUGCGCCAAGGUCCUCGGCAUUCCCCUGGAGCUGGUCUCCGUCAAGCCCAACAUGAACAUCAUCAACCCGAACGGAGAUUCUACGGGAGGCAGCGUGGGCAGCGACAUGAGCAGCUUGGCCACCAAGGCAGCCUGCGAGGAGAUGAACGAGCGCUUGGCGCCGUUCAAGGCCGAGGGCAGUGCUUGGGCCGACGUCGUCAAGAGGGCCUUCAACCUCGGCGUCAACCUCACCGCCUACCAUUAUCAGAAGCCGAUCUUGACGCCGUACAACAUCUUCGCGCUGGCUGCCGUGGAGCUGGAGAUGGACGUGCUGACGGGCCAGUACCGGCUGAACCGCACCGACCUCUACGAAGACGCCGGACAGUCGCUCUCGCCGGCCAUCGACAUCGGACAGUGCGAAGGCGCCUUCAUCAUGGGCAUGGGCUUGCACAUGGGCGAGGAAAACCGCUACGACACCGAGACCGGCCGCAAGCUCACCGACUCCUCCUGGAACUACUACGUGCCGUCCAGCAAGGACAUCCCCACCGACUUCCGCGUGAAGCUCAUCAAAAACAACGACAACCCCAUCGGAAUCUUCAACUCCAAAGCCACGGGUGAGCCGCCCCUGUGCACCACCUACGCGGCCAUCAGCGCGCUCCGGCAGGCCGUGGCCGAGGCCAGGAAGGAUGCUGGACACACCGACUGGACGCAGCUGGACGCUCCGGGCACGGUGGAGAAGGCGCAGACGGCCUGCCAGCUCAGCCCCGAGAUGUUUGUGAUCUCGUAACGGACUAGAGGUCACAAACGGCCGUCAGAAGGCGACCCGCGACAGAGACACAGACGACGUGUGACCGGAGAUCAAUGUCAUAUGCUGUGACUCAGGAGUGAUUGCGUGAUCAGUGGUACUUUUAGAUCAAUUUGCAACGCUUAUGCAAAUGGGAUACCUACAAAGGGGGACAUUGUCGCAGAUGAUGUGUGACAUAAUUGAUGAAGUGUUGAUACGUACGCGAGAUGAUAGAAGAUGAAAAUAUUCGGGAUACGAUGGACGAACGUUAAGGUAUUCGGUGUUUUAGUGAUUUAUUGUUCAGCGCUAAAUAUAAUACAUAUUUAUGUUAACAAAAUAUACAUUAGCGUCCCGUAGAUGUGUGUGUUUCUUUCAUCAAGAAAGCCGCUGAAUCAUUGGAUGCUUUACAAUGGCUGUAGCUUACCAAACAUAUGAACUUGAAACAUGUAUCUGCAUUUACAUGCAUUAUUGCUGAAUCAAUACAGAUAAUAAAAGGAAA